UCACAGGAACCAAGUAUGGCUGUGGAAUCGGAGGGUGUGGAGCCUGCACCGUCAUGGUCUCUACGUACAAUCCAGACACUAAGAAGAUACGACAUUUCCCAGCCAACUCUUGUCUACUUCCAUUGUGUUCAUUGUAUGGUGCUGCAGUAACCACUGUGGAAGGAGUCGGAAACACUAAAACCAAACUUCAUCCCAUACAGAAAAGGCUGGCCGAGUGCCACGGCUCCCAGUGUGGCUUCUGCACCCCCGGAAUGGUGAUGUCGAUGUAUUCUCUACUAAGGAAUCACCCGGAACCCAGCAUGGAGCAGAUUUCAGCCGCUCUGGAUGGUAAUUUAUGUCGUUGUACUGGAUACAGACCUAUCAUUGAUAGCUUCAGUGCUUUCUCAAAGGAGUCCUGUCCCCUGGCAGGGAGUGGGAGGUGUUGCUUGGAUCAAGAAGAUGAGAAGGAGAAAGAAAAAGAAAAAGAAGAAGAAGGUUUAGCUCCAGAGCCUAAAAGAGGAGAUCGGAUGCAUUCAGGUCUCUGCCAACCAGAAGACUUCCAGCCCAAGGACCCAACCCAAGAUUACAUAUUCCCGCCUGAACUCAUGAGACUAGCUGAAGAGAGCAAACGAAGAACUCUGGUUUUCAGAGGAGAAAGGACUACCUGGAUUUCUCCUGUAGCCCUCCAGGAACUUCUGGUCCUGAAAGCCCAGCACCCCAAUGCCCCUCUUGUGGUAGGGAACACAAGCAUAGGAAUUGAUGUGAAAAAGCUGGGUAUUUAUUAUCCAGUUAUCCUUUAUCCUGCAAGGAUUCGAGAUCUGCAUGUUGCCUACAGGACAAAUAAUGGGCUAGUGAUAGGUGCGGCAACCCACUUGGCCCAGCUGAGAGACAUCUUGUUAGACGUGGUCCCAGAACUCCCUGCGGAGAAGACAAAGAUUUACCGUACUCUGUUGAAGCAGCUGAGAACACUGGCGGGAGAACAGAUCAGGAAUCUGGCUUCCUUAGGAGGACACAUUGUAAGUAGAGGAUCACCAUGGGAUCUGAAUCCUGUUCUAGCAGCUGGGAAAGCUAUCCUCAAUCUGGCAUCAACAGACAGAAGACGACAGAUUCCCCUAAAUGGUGAAUUUCUUGAACGAUUGCCAGGGGCAGACCUUUCCCCAAAAGAGGUCAUAGUCUCAGUUUUUAUUCCAUUCUCAAAGAAGGAUGAAUUUGUGUCCGCAUUCCGACAAGCUGAGCGGAGGAAGAAUGCGAUGUCCGUGACCAAUUCGGCAAUGCAAGUUCAGUUCCAGCCAGGCACUGAUGUCAUUGAGGACCUGACUAUUUUGUACGGAGGCAUUGGCCGUACCACAGUGAGUGCCCCGGUCACCUCUCGGAAGCUACGAGGAAGAAGCUGGAAUGAGCAGAUGCUGGACGAUGCUUGCAGGCUCAUUCUGGAAGAAAUCCAACUCUCGCCUUCUGCAUUAGGUGGGAAAGUGGAAUACAGACGGACUCUCCUCGUCAGCUUCUUUUUCAGAUUUUAUCUGGAAGUGCUACAAGGUUUAAAGUGCAUGUACCCCUCCAGGUAUCCUGACUUGUCAGAGGAAACCUUGAGUGCCUUAAGCGAGUUCCAUGACCAUCCCCCACAGGGCAUGCAAGAAUAUCAGGAUGUCGACUCCCAGCAGCCUCCCCAGGACCCAGUGGGGCGUCCCAUCAUGCACGAGUCUGGGAUUAAGCAUGCCACUGGUGAGGCUGUCUACACCGAUGACAUUGCUCCAGUAGAUGGGCAGCUCUACAUGGCGCCGGUGACCAGCACACGAGCCCAUGCGAAGAUUAUAGCUAUUCAUUUGUCAGCAGCCUUAGAAACUCCAGGAGUGGUUGCUGUGGUAUCAGCUGCUGAUAUUCCAGGGAAAAAUGGUGAUGAACAUGAGAAAGUAUUUGCUGAAGAUGAGGUAAUAUAUGUUGGUCACAUUAUCUGUGGCGUGGUCGCGGAGACCUAUGAGCUUGCAAAGGAAGCUGCCAAAAAAGUGAAGAUACAGUAUCAAGACUUGGAACCGAUUCUGACAAUUGAGGAUGCCAUAAGGCAUAAUUCAUACCUCCUACAAGAAAAGAAAAUAGAACAAGGAGAUGUUGAAAAAGCAUUUCAGACAGUAGACAGAAUUAUCGAAGGUGAAAACCAUACUGGAUGGCAAAAACAUUUUUACAUGGAAACAAAUAGCACCGUUGUCAUUCCGAGAAAAGAGGACAAUGAAAUGAUCGUCUAUGUUUCCACACAGGAUGCUGCAAACGUCCAGCAACUGGUAGCCUCAACGUUGGGUGUCCAGGCCAAUAGGAUCAGGUGCCGCACGACACGAGUCGGUGGAGCUUUUGGAGGGAAAAUAACGAAACCUUCCUUUUUUGCUUCUGCCGCAGCGGUAGCAGCACACAAGACUGGCUGUCCAGUACGUUUUAUUCUGGAACGAGAUGAUGACAUGUUCAUAACUGGAGGUCGACACCCUCUUUUGGGGCAAUAUAAAGUGGGAUUCAUGAAUGAUGGUACAAUCCAAGCUGCUGACCUUGUGUACUAUAUAAAUGGUGGGUGUACAAAGGAUAUGUCUGAAAUGGUGAUAGACUUUGUGGUGCUGAAAAGUUUUAAUGCCUACGACAUCCCCAACUACCGAUGUCGCGGACGUACCUGCAAGACUCAUAUGCCAUCGAAUACUGCAUUACGAGGAUUCGGUUUCCCGCAAUCGGGCCUUGCCACAGAAAUGUGGAUUGCAGCUGUGGCAGAUGAGCUUGGCUUGCCUCACGAGAAAGUCCGGGAGAUGAACAUGUACAAAACGGUUACUGACACACCCUACAAAAAAAAGGUUGAUCCGAAGAAUAUGAUUGAAUGUUGGAAUCAAUGCUUUAAGAGGUCUGACUACUACAACAGAAGAAAAGCAAUUGAGGAAUUUAACAAGCAAAACUACUGGAAGAAGAAAGGCAUUUCGAUCAUUCCCAUGUUGUUUUCAAAUGGAGGCACCAAAACAUAUGAACAUCAGGCUUAUGCUCUUGUGAACAUCUAUUUAGAUGGGUCAGUGUUGGUGCAUUGUGGUGGAUGUGAGCUGGGACAAGGGCUUUACACCAAGGUGUUACAGGUUGCCACCCAUGAAUUAAUGAUACCCUCAUCUUAUAUACGUAUUUUUGAAAGAAGUACCGUUCCAAUACCCAACGCGAUGGUCACAGCGGGAGCUUUUGCCUCAGAAACCAACGGCAAAGCAGUCCAGAAUGCGUGCCGAACUCUUCGGAAGCGCCUUGAACCAGUCAUUAAAAAAAACCCCAAAGGCAAAUGGGAAGAGUGGAUUAAGAAAGCUUUUGAGGAAAGCAUCAGCCUCUCAGCUACUGGCUACUUCAAGGGAUAUGUCGCCCAUAUGGACUGGAAGGCUGGAGAAGGAAACCCUUUUUCAUACUUUGUUUUUGGGGCUUCUUGCUCUGAAGUGGAGAUUGACUGCCUGACAGGGGACCAUAAGAAUCUCCGAUCAGACCUUGUUAUGGAUGCCUGUUACAGCAUCAAUCCAGCAAUCGACAUAGGACAGGUUGAAGGUGGCUUUAUGCAAGGAGUUGGAUUCUUUACAGCAGAAGACCUAAAAUUCUCCCCAGAAGGAGAACAGUACAACCGAGGCCCAGACUCUUAUAAAAUCCCUGCUGUUUGCGAUGUCCCAGAACAGUUUAGAAUCUACUUGCUGCCGAACACAAGAAACCCAAUUGCCAUCUACUCCUCCAAAGAUAUGGGAGAAGCUGGAGUGUUCAUGGCAUCCUCCAUAUUCUUCGCUAUCAAGGAUGCUGUGGACGCUGCCCGGAAACAAAGAGGAAUGAACGAAUUUUUCGUCCACGAAGGUCCACUGAACAUAGCGAGGAUUCGCAUGGCGUGUGCCGAUCCUUUUACAGAGAUGAUUCCAAAGGAUGAACCCGGUACCUAUAAACCAUGGGCUAUUGACGGGCCCUAA
Molecule: messenger RNA, 3923 nt
Organism: Heteronotia binoei (common prickly gecko)
Lineage: Eukaryota; Metazoa; Chordata; Lepidosauria; Squamata; Gekkonidae
Product: aldehyde oxidase 2-like
Exons: 33
Coding region: 54-3923 (1289 amino acids)
Molecular function (GO): FAD binding; oxidoreductase activity; iron ion binding
Source: RefSeq, a predicted model, not a curated record